AGCAGCAAUGGAAGGCCAUACAGCACCCUAUCACAAAAUGGAACCCACCAACAGUGUAAGAGACCUGAAAGUGGCACAUGGCAGAAAGUGGCACAGGGGCAGAGUCUGGCGAUGAAGUCAGCAGCAAUGGGAGGCCGUACAGGGACCCAUGACACACUCUGGACCUGGCAGCAGCAAGAGGAGGCGCCGGUACAGGGGGCCAUGAAUCAGUAUGGACCUGGCAGCAGUGUGAGGAGACCCGAAAGUGGCACAUGGCGCGCAGGGUGGCGGGAGGCAGCAGUAUUCGGAAGACAUACACAGGACUAGUUUAAAAAGCGGAAGCCGCAGCAGCGUGA
This is a messenger RNA of Staurois parvus, 335 nucleotides long. Lineage: Eukaryota; Metazoa; Chordata; Amphibia; Anura; Ranidae. The record is from the annotation of a GenBank genome assembly.